GGGGGAGGGCCCAGUGACGGUGAGUCAUGGAUGCCGGGUAUAAAUAGACUCCCAGUAUCACCACCAGUCUGGGAUGUUCUGGUCUGGUCACUGAGGAAGCUUAGAAAAAUGUGUCGAAUGAUGGCGAGCAGAAAGCGGAUCCUGAGUCCUCUGGGGAAACGCCCUACACGACGGAGCCUGUUCGGUCCGGUCGACCACAAGCAGCUGCAGGCGGACUUCCAGGUCGAGCUGAGAAAAGAGCUCAAGGAGGCGUCGCAGCGCUGGAGCUUCGACUUCAUCACCGACAAGCCUCUGGCGAGUGGCGAUUUUCACUGGGAGGGCGUCCCGGGCGCCGAUGUGCCCCGGCUCUACAGGUCAUGUAUGCUGGGUUGGGCAGAAGGUGAAAAGGUGGCAGAGGCGGCUUUUAGUCCCAAGAAAAGAUGGGUGGGACCGCCACAGUGCGAGAAGGAGAACAUCCCUGAAAACGUGCUGGAAAGCUUCCCUUUCAACGUGGAGGUAACCCCGGAGAAGAAGGAGAAUGGAGGGCUGAAGAGGAAACAAACCAACCUUACAGAUUUCUAUCAGGCUAAAAGGAGAGUGGUUGGGACGCCGCGUAAAUCUGGUGUUUGAUGUUUUUCUUUUCUUUGUUUAUUUGGGUUUUUUUACAUGUUGCCAUCGGUUCAGCCUUCCUGAAAGAGCGAUGAAUGUUCCACCAGAACCUCAUUAAACACUCAGGGGUGGGCACAGACUGCAGACCUCAACCGUCUUGUCUUUAGAGUUAAUUUGGGUACUGUAUUCAUUCCGGGGGGGGGGGGUUGGUUGUUAAGAAGAUGACAUUUCUGAGGGGAUUACUGUUAAUCUCCCCAAACGUGGAUUUACACUCAUUUGGAUGUCCAAGUGAUCCGACUGAAUUAUUCCUUCUGCACAUUCCGCAACUCCGUGGUGGACGUCUCUGUGGCGUCCCAGCAGAGGAAUGUAGGACGAAGAAUACUUGAAACACAUCAGGGCCCGUAUCGGUCUGCCUCAAGGAAAACCCAGGAUGUCACCGAUUGACAAGCCGAAAUCCACUGUUGUGUUUUUUUUUUUUUUACGUCUGUCUUUCUUCAUGAUGUUUUCCUUUGUGUUUUUUUUUUUAAACCUCCUUAAGCACUUCCUUUGCAAAGUGUGUUGUCCUUUUUAGAUCUAAAAUCAACUCACAGGAAUGACACUUGAAGAGUUUGCUGGGCUUAUCAUGUGGUCUUCUGUAGCAGGUUUCUUUUUACGUAUGAUUUAGAUAAGCAGAUGAAUUAUGUAUAGUAAGUAGCAUAUACUUGUAUUCAUGGUAAACCCAUUGCGCAAUAUUGCACAUGCGCCUCGUGUAUCGAGUGCCUUUAGUCGACAAUCACAAGAGUGUUCUCAUUUGUAAAAUAAAAAUAUUAUAUAUAUCUAUAUCUAUAUGUCUUGUGCAAUUCAUCAGACUCAAGUGUCAUCUGCUGCAAAACUACGUCUGUUCAUGGCUCCUAUUUAUGCUCCUGCUGCUAUGGGUGACUGCAAUGCUUCUCCUGACAAACUGACAGCUUGGGAAACCUUCGGCAAAAUGUUGACAGCACUUCUGUUUCCGCACGCGGCUCCUAUACUGUUUUACGUGCAAAGCUACCCUCUUAUUUAUUCUGCCACGCCUUGUGCUCAUUGAUCUUUAUGUUGAAUAAGAAUGGAAUCACAGUAAAAUGUCACAAUCCAAUUGUGUGUUUGUUGUCUUGAAUGGGCUACGUGAACCACUACGCUGCCAACGGCCUUCAUUUAUAAAAAAAAAAAAAAAAAAGCAUUCAUAAGCCAUUGCAUCUCCGUUUGUCUAGAAAGGAAAGGAAGCUGACGGCAGCUUCAGCCUUUUGUCCCACAUAAACGCACUACUGCUUCUCCGAUGCUUUAAAUGUUUGCUCACA
Molecule: messenger RNA, 1901 nt
Organism: Dunckerocampus dactyliophorus (ringed pipefish)
Lineage: Eukaryota; Metazoa; Chordata; Actinopteri; Syngnathiformes; Syngnathidae
Gene: cdkn1a
Product: cyclin-dependent kinase inhibitor 1A
Exons: 3
Coding region: 31-609 (192 amino acids)
Biological process (GO): signal transduction by p53 class mediator; regulation of mitotic cell cycle
Cellular component (GO): nucleus
Molecular function (GO): cyclin-dependent protein serine/threonine kinase inhibitor activity
Source: RefSeq, a predicted model, not a curated record